Hippocampus zosterae (dwarf seahorse) is the source of this 1757-nucleotide messenger RNA. Its product is annotated as phospholipase ABHD3-like. The record is from RefSeq and is a predicted model, not a curated record. Gene Ontology annotation, molecular function: acetylesterase activity; monoacylglycerol lipase activity. Bases 148 to 1356 code for a protein of 402 amino acids. The transcript has 9 exons. NCBI's taxonomy places the organism in Eukaryota, Metazoa, Chordata, Actinopteri, Syngnathiformes, Syngnathidae. Gene Ontology annotation, biological process: medium-chain fatty acid catabolic process; medium-chain fatty acid biosynthetic process.
GAAGUGACUCAUUCCGUUCGUCAAGCGGAGGGCGGGUGCCAUUGUCCAUGUCUAACGGGACGAACUAGGUAGUCUGAUUUGAAUUCUUUCUCAUGUGUCACUUAAUCGCUCAUUAAUUUCGAACUGCUUCAUAUUGAAGUCGCCGACAUGCUAUUGGCGCUGCUGGACCUGUGGACGGUCCAUUGGGAGUUGGUGUCCAGGGUUGACACCGUACUGCUUUGCUCCCUCACGGCCGCCCUCUGCUACCUUUGGGGCCGCAAGAAUCAGAGGCCAUUGCUGGUGUGCGGCAAGAACUUCCGUGACUUCCUUGAGGAGCACUGUCCCGCGGUGACCGAGACCUUCAGCCCAACCCCGUGGUGCUGGGGAGGCCGUCUUCAAACCGUCCUGUGUUUCCUCAUCAAGUCCAGACCGCACGUCGCUUAUCGCAACGAGCGUAUCCGCACGGCCGACGGCGGUCAGAUCUCGCUGGACUGGGAGGACAACGACAGCAGCGCCGCCUACCCGCGAGCGUCCACGCGGCCCACCGUCCUCAUCCUGCCGGGGUUGACUGGCAACAGCUCGCAGUCUUACGUGCUGCACGCCGUCAGGCAGGCCGCAGCCCACGGCUACAGAUGUGUGGUCUUCAACAACAGAGGCUUCGGCGGGGAGGAGUUACUUACACCGCUCACUUUCUGCGCCGCCAACACGUCCGAUCUGGAGCUGGUGGUCCAACAUGUGAAAAGCCUCUACCCACAAGCCCCAGUUUUUGCCUUGGGUUUCUCUUUAGGAGGCAUGUUACUGCUGAACUACCUCGGCCGGAAAGGCGCCGAGUCGGGUUUGGUGGCGGGCCUGACGGUCUCGGUGCCCUGGGACGCGUUCAAGUCGGCGCAAAGCAUGGAGGAAGCGCUCAACUGGCUGCUCUUCAACAAACACCUCACGAGAGGACUGUGUCGCGCCGUGCUCAGGCACAGGAAGAUGCUGGACAAAGUGGUGGACAUCGACCACGUCCUGAAGGCGCGCAGCAUCCGUGAAUUUGACGAGCGCUUCACCGCGCCGCUGUUUGGCUACGAAUCGUGCACGGAGUACUACCGCCACGCCAGCCCCGAUUGGAAGCUCCAGAGUACCGCCGUGCCCGUCCUGUGCCUCAACGCUGCCGACGACCCCUUUUCCCCGCAAUACGCUUUUCCGUUGAGUGUAGCCAAGGACCUACCCAACGUGGCGCUUGUGGUGACGUCCCACGGUGGGCACAUCGCCUUCUUGGAAGGUUUGUUCCCGCGCGGCGCCAGCUACAUGGAGCGUGUCUUCAGCCAGUUCGUCCGAGCCGUCUUAGAACAGCCGCAAGAUGUCCACCAAGCCUGUGGCCUGGCGUGCAACUGAAUGUACAGUGUAGCACACCAAAAAAAAAAAAAAAAACGACCACGCCACAAUUUUUUUUUUUGAAGGGGGUUGGGGGAGGAGGGGGCUCAGAACAAACACAAUGUAAUAUGAACCAUGUCUACCUCACAUGCUCGCUGUCUCGAUUUUAGAACUUUGGCUGUUAAUCAAGUUGAAUGACGUCAUGACACCGUCCCACUCACAAAUACAAUGCAAAGAAAAAAUACUUUUAAAUAUUCUUUUUUUUGUGCGUGUGUUUUCCUGUGAGUCACUCAAGUUAUUCACCAUCAGCUACUUCAAAAUGGCUGCUCUUGAAAGACUGGUUGACUUUUGUUUGGUUUCCUUUUUUUUUCGACGUCGCACGUGUGAUUCGACAUGUCAAGGCUCAAUGACUUAUGAGUGGU